AUGAAACAUUACAUCUUUAAAGCCAUUCUCUCACUAGGCGUAUCUACAGUAUGGGCGGCACCAGCUCCGGACCCCGUCGCUCUGGCGCCGCGAGCCACGCCGACACUUUACCUUUGUGGUGACAGCACAAUGGCGAAGAAUGGCGCCAACGACGGUGAUACGGAUGGUUGGGGUCAAUAUAUCGGCCAAUACACAUCACUGACCACGGUCAACGAAGCAAUUGGUGGUCGGUCGGCACGGUCCUACUGGAACGAGGGUCGCUUUGCGACUGUUGCUGGUUUGGUGAAGUCUGGCGACAUUGUGGUGAUUGAGUUCGGACACAAUGAUGGUGGCACGCCCACAUCCAAUGAUAAUGGUCGCUCUGAUUGCCCUGGUUCAGGCACAGAGACCUGUAUAUCUGAUGCAACCGGCGAGACGGUUUAUACAUUUGUAUUCUACGUCAUCCAAGCGGCCAAGUUGAUGCUGGCAAAGGGUGCUACUGUUAUUCUCAGCUCGCAAACUCCGAACAACGCUUGGGAGACCGGAUCAUUCGUUUGGGCACCUCCUCGAUUUGUUGGAUAUCAGAAGACGGCCACCACAGCUUUGGCUAACAGUGCUGUCACCUUUGUCGAUCACUUUCAGGCGACUGAUAACAUGUAUCAGAAGCUUGGUAACUCGGCAACCAAUGCGCUGUACCCGAACGAUCAUACACACACCAGCCCUGCAGGUGCUAAGCUUGUUGCGGAGGCCUUUGCCGAAGCAAUUGCUAAAAAGAUGAACGGUACAACUAGCUUGGCGAGCUAUAUAACUACUGUACCUAAUGUGUACCGUCUCUAA
This is a messenger RNA of Phaeoacremonium minimum UCRPA7, 816 nucleotides long. RefSeq names its product putative rhamnogalacturonan acetylesterase protein. Bases 1 to 816 code for a protein of 271 amino acids. The record is from RefSeq and is a predicted model, not a curated record. The transcript has a single exon. Gene Ontology annotation, molecular function: hydrolase activity, acting on ester bonds. NCBI's taxonomy places the organism in Eukaryota, Fungi, Ascomycota, Sordariomycetes, Togniniales, Togniniaceae.